GCUCCGGCAUGUGAGCACGGGACGUGUUGCUAAUAAACUCCCUUGUAUAAAUGAUAUGCGCAUCAUCUCUAGACAUAAGAUAGGCGUGAGAAAUAUUAAACGUGGAUGAUACUACCCUCACUCAUUUUUAUUUUAAGUUUAUUUAGAACACACGAGAACCGCUUCUUCGUAGAAAGCGUGGCGCGAGUGUGCUUAAAUGGUCAAAGACUAAAUAGUGCUCGUGCAAAGGCCGUGCAGUGAGGCUGUGCCAAAUGUGGAGCUGCAAAAUGAGCUGACGAACUUAAAGACGGCGCGGUGUGUGUUUCACCUGGUUCCCCUCAUUCCUCCUUUUAUAUUUAGUUUACAUUCUCCUUCCUUCCUUACUUCCUUCCUUCGCCCAUGAGUGAGGUAUAAUUCGCGAUGACGGGGAAAUAUCUGUAUCUUUAACGCGAGGCGGCUUCGAUGGAAUCAUACAGGUAGAUCUGGAAGAAGAUCUAGAGCUAUGCUGUUCGGCCUGGUAUGCCUAGGGCUCGUGGCCUGGUUCCUGGUAUGGUCGCUCCGGAUUCCUCCUCCGCUGAUGGGAGUCUACAGCAGACCUUCCAAGUGGUACUGGAUCAAAUUCGUUGCCUUCUAUCUUCUCGUCAAGCUCCGGAGAUGGCGAGGUGGCCGAGGAGAGGAAGCUGGCAAAGCAGAAACUACUUCAGGUUACGGCAUCAAGUCCAAGGCUUCAGUGGAAGACAUGGAAUGCGUCCAGCCACUCUCUACACAUCCCAAGGCCAUCGAUGCUGUUUACUUUAACGCUGCUAACUCCAACGGGCUGUAUCUCGUGGCUGCAACAGCGAGGCGUCCUCAGGGGGUUGUCAACGGGGUACUGUACAUUCGGUUACCCGGAGUAGGACUCCUGCAACUGCCUAGGAUGCCGGACACGCUGCUCUUCGGGGACGGGGAGUCCUUCGGGGCCGAAGGAUUGCUCCUCACGCCCGUCAAACCGAUGUCUGUGUGGAAGCUUCAGUAUAAGGGCCAGAUGAAGAUCUGGGGCGAAGUCUUGUCCAACAAGGAGGUCGAACUGAACGCGGAGUUCAUAAGCUCCCAGCCCUACUUCGACUUCGACACCGACAUGCAUCCAGCAGCGAUGGCGAGGAGUUUCUCCAAAGAGCAGUGGUCUCGGGAGUAUUUCGAAAAUCUCAAAAGGGCCCACCAGACCCACUACGAGCAGAUGGGGAAGCUGGAGGGUACUGUGGUAGUGGAUGGCAGAGCCUACGUACUCCGUAUGGAUCACUGUAUGAGAGACCAUAGCUAUGGUCAAAGGCGAGAAUGGAAGCUACUACACCGCUAUGCCUUGCACAUGUUUACAACCGAAGAUGGCGUGCAAGUCAACGUAGGCCUAGUAUCACAGCCGUUAACUUGUUCCCAAUUAGAGCUGGGAUAUGUCUGCGCAGAAGGGAAGAUCAUUCCGGUGUCAGAGGUGGAUUUUCCACUAUGGCAACACGGCGAAAACGGCCACCCACCCUCGGAAUAUGCAUUCUCUUUCGUUGCAGGGGGUCAAGAGUAUGUGGUGGAGGUAUGCAUUAGGGAAUCGCCCCAAUUCUACAUUGGAUGGGAGUGGGAAGCGAGACUCGUUGAGCAAUUUGCAGGAUUUAAGCUAAAUGGGAAGAAAGGAUGGGGCGUCACGGAAUGGCACUACCGUCACACUGGAGGGCGACCUCACGUGUACACCUCGAGUGACCCAGCGUGGACGAAAGACAUGACAAAAGGAUGACUUGACCAAGCGUCCGAUGAAACUGAAAAUUAUUUUUUAUAUUUCUCAUAUGACAUCACGUCUUGAGAAUUUCUGGUACUUGAAGAAAAUGAGUGUUAAAAACCCCUUUUUUUAUCCCAAUAAGAUUUCAUAAAAUAUCCAG
Messenger RNA from Macrobrachium nipponense, 1880 nucleotides. RefSeq lists its product as uncharacterized. The record is from RefSeq and is a predicted model, not a curated record. The coding region runs from base 482 to 1738 and encodes 418 amino acids. NCBI's taxonomy places the organism in Eukaryota, Metazoa, Arthropoda, Malacostraca, Decapoda, Palaemonidae. The transcript is spliced from 11 exons.